Messenger RNA from Hirsutella rhossiliensis, 1842 nucleotides. RefSeq lists its product as uncharacterized. The record is from RefSeq and is a predicted model, not a curated record. NCBI's taxonomy places the organism in Eukaryota, Fungi, Ascomycota, Sordariomycetes, Hypocreales, Ophiocordycipitaceae. Gene Ontology annotation, cellular component: nucleus. The coding region runs from base 1 to 1842 and encodes 613 amino acids. Gene Ontology annotation, biological process: positive regulation of transcription by RNA polymerase II. The transcript is spliced from 4 exons.
AUGACAUCGCAGCUGCACGACGCCGCCCAGGCGUCAUCGGCCUCGAGCAACGACUCCAAGGCCAAUACGCCUGCUCCCUCCAGCGCCACCUCGACGUCUUCCCAGCACAACAUUGCUUCCCCCGAGGACAACCUGACGUGCCGCUGGAAUGCCUGCAACCAAAAAUUUGGCAGCCCAGAGAUGCUCUAUGAGCACAUCUGUGAGCGUCACGUGGGUCGCAAGAGCACAAACAACUUGAACCUCACUUGCCAGUGGAACGCCUGCCGCACAACCACGGUCAAGCGUGACCACAUCACCUCGCACAUCCGCGUCCAUGUGCCCCUCAAGCCGCACAAGUGCGAGUUUUGCGGAAAGAGCUUCAAGCGGCCCCAGGACCUGAAGAAGCACGUUAAGACCCAUGCAGACGACUCGGUCCUGGUCCGCCCGGGCCAAGACCACCAGGCAGGCCUCAACUACCGAACACAAGCUGUCAAAGGCCCCAGCUACUAUGACCACAACGGCCAGAUGCGAGGUGGCGUAGGCGCCUUCUCCCACCCUCCGGGCCACAACGGAGGCUACUACGCGCCCCAGCCGUCUACCAACUACGCCCUCUAUUUUAACCAGACGCCCCUGGGCCCCCCCCGCAGCGAGCACGUCGGCUAUGGCGCUGCCGCCGGCUACGACCGCAAACGCGCCUAUGACCACCGGGCCUACGACGCCAUUGACGACUUCUUUGGCAACGCCAAGCGUCGCCAAGUCGACCCCACGUCGUACGCCCAGAUUGGCCGCUCCCUGCUUCCGCUCCACAACUCGCUCUCCAUCUCCCACGGUCACAUGGCGGGCGCCGAGCAGUACAUGCCUCAGCCGCAGCCCGGCCCGGCCCCGGCCGCCAUGGUCCACCCGGGCCCGGGCCCGACGACGAACCCGCUGACGCAGCAGUACUACCUGCCUCACACCAUGCACAACGCCCGCACGCAAAAGGACCUCAUCCAGCUCGACAACCUCUUGGGCCAGAUGCAGGACACCAUCUACGACAACGCCAACCACGCCACGGCCGGCGUCCACAUCCACAGCGGCCCCGAGGGCAACCUCGGUGGCUUCCGUCACAGUCCGUCCCCGACGGUCGUCCAGCGCUCGCCCGGCGGAAUGCCGGUGCCGGCCGACGGAUACCACCACUCCGUCUCCGCCGCUAGCAUGGCAUCGCCCUUGACGGCCAUCUCCUCGACAGGAACGCCUGCCGUGACUCCGCCGUCGAGCACCAUGUCGUACACCUCGGGCCACUCUCCCAGCCCGUCGGCGUCGGGCCUGUCGCCGCAGUCGCGCCAUAGCUCGACGGCGUCCGGAGUCAUGUACCCGACACUGCCCACAACGCUGCCCACGGUGGCGCAGGGCUUUGGGCAGUCGACGACGGCGACGCUGGGACCCAGCUUCGAGAGCAACGAGCGUCGGCGCUACUCUGGCGGCAUGCUGCAGAGGGCGCGAGGCAUGCCGCCUCCCCGGCCCGCCGAGGAGAGCGGCCGGGUGACGCCCAAGGCAGGUGACUCGGCGCUCUCGGUCGGGUCUCCGUCGUCGGAGUCGGACAGCGAGUCCAUCAAGGAGCGCGAGGAGCAGUACGACCGCUGGCUCGAGAACAUGCGUGUCAUCGAAUCGUUGCGCGAGUACGUGCGCGGCCGGCUGGAGCGUAAGGAGUUUGUCGACGAGGCAGAAAGGGCCAAGGCAGAACAGGCGGACAAGGACAAGGCGGCGGUGGGGGAGGCGAUGGACGUGGACGUCAAGAGCCCCAAGAGCCCUGUCAAGCAGGUGCUUGGGUCGAGAGAAGGGGCCUUGUCGCUGUAUCCGGUGCUACCCGUGCCGGGCUCAUGA